ACGUACGCGCCAGCACGUAAACAAGCUAAAUAGCUAGUUAUUAUCCACAAUCAAAUACUCCACAAUGCCACGGACAUCUAAUGAUGUCGACUACGUGCAGAAGGACCUACAAACACCCCAAACUUCCCUACCCCAAGCCUACGCCGCUGCCUGCAUUCGAGCCACUACAAAUCAACAACUACGACGCGCCCGGCACCCCCAAUAUACCUCCAGGUCUUGAUCAGCAUGAUCCUGUGGCCCUAUUCCGCCUAUUCUUUACCGAUGAAAUGGUAGAGAAGAUGGUGCGCUGGACGAACGAGUACGCCAAGGAUCACCGGCCGUCCAAGGGCUCAGCUACUUCUAUAGCUGCUACACGUAUUUGAAUUGCCUUAGCCGGGUGUAGGCCUCAUCACGGGGGCCUAAUUCGGAGCCUCUAAUUGGCCGA
Mytilinidion resinicola is the source of this 424-nucleotide messenger RNA. RefSeq lists its product as uncharacterized. NCBI's taxonomy places the organism in Eukaryota, Fungi, Ascomycota, Dothideomycetes, Mytilinidiales, Mytilinidiaceae. The record is from RefSeq and is a predicted model, not a curated record. The transcript has a single exon. Bases 81 to 362 code for a protein of 93 amino acids.